Molecule: messenger RNA, 835 nt
Organism: Penicillium brasilianum
Lineage: Eukaryota; Fungi; Ascomycota; Eurotiomycetes; Eurotiales; Aspergillaceae
Source: the annotation of a GenBank genome assembly
CAGCGAUGCUAGCCCCAGGGCGAUCGAUCGGAUCUGGAUUCUGCAGCAUAUCGCAGAAUCAGAAUGCCGAAAUUAAUCGCUAUUAUUGCAGGCGUUGGCCCCGGUACGGGCAGUGCCAUUGCCCGUCGCUUUGCGCAAGCUUAUCCAGUAGUCCUCCUGGCUCGGUCGCAACAGUCUUUAGAUUCCGUCGCAAAGGAUAUUAAGGAAAAUGGAGGCUCAGCGAUCGGCAUCCCAACUGAUGUGACGAGCACCUCGGGAAUGAAAACCACUAUGGACCAAGUCAAAGCUCACUAUGGCUCUGAUAUCAGUAUUGCGGCGGCAGUCUAUAACAUUGCCAGCAAAUUCGUGCGGAAGCCGUUCUUGGAGCAAAGCUCGGAGGAGUUUCUGGGCAGCCUUGAACCCUCUAUCAAGGGUGCUUUCAACUUCUCCCAGGCAAUCCUGCCUUUUAUGUCGAAUGCAGAAGAAACGCGGUAUCCACCCACGUUGAUAUUCACAGGUGCGACGGCGGCACUCAAAGGAGGAUCGGGACUUUCUGGGUUUGCAAUGAGCAAAUUCGGAAUCCGUGCCAUGUCGCAAUCUCUUGCACGCGAGUUUGGGCCCAAGGGUGUUCAUGUCUCUCAUGCUAUCAUUGACGGCAUUAUCGACACCGAGAAGACAAAGAGUUACAGUCAAGAUAUUCCGGACUCCAAAAUCGACCCAGAAUGGAUUGCCGAGUCAUAUUGGUUUUUGCACACCCAGCCUAGAACUUCUUUCACCCACGAGCUAGAUCUGCGACCAUAUUCCGAGACAUGGUAGCAUGUCCCAUUCUGCCUUCCCUGUGGUAAUAGAAAAUUGC